GGUUAGAGUCUACGUGGUGAGGUUUGGAACCGUCAAUUCGGUUGUGCAUUUAUCACCAUGGUCAAGACCCGUAGUGGGAAGAGCACUAGCCCCUACACUCAGGAACAGCAAGAGAAGAUGGCUGCCUUAGUAAGAGAGAAUAAGGAGAGGAAAGAGCUCCUGAAACAAUAGCAAUCGCAGAGGAGCAGGCGGUGAAGAUGAAGGAAUUGGAGGAGGAGAUGGAGAAAAAGAAGAAGGUUGCUGAAGAAGAAGCGGCAGCAGAAGCAGAAGAGGAAAGGAAACGCGGGGAAGAAAAAGGGGAGAGUAGUGGCACGGCAAAGGAGGAUGCUGCGAUGGAAAAGAAGAUCAGCGAGUGGAUUGCUAAUUUAUCGUUGGGGGAAGAUGAGGAGGCAGAGUUUUAUGUGCCCCAGGACGAGAGGGAUGCGUUAGCCAGUGAGCUAGCAGCCAUGGAGGACCCUCUGGAACGGCGAGAAAGAGAAGAAGAGAAGAAGUUGGAAUGGAAACUGAGGAUGAAGAGGGAAAAGAAGAGGAGGAGGGACGAAGUUAAUAGGCUGACCGAGGAGGUGGCAAAAAUGAGAGAUUGUAGACAAGAGGUGCAGGCGCAGCCAAACAUUUCUGCCAAGAUGGAUAAGGUGUUGGAUUAUGUGGAAGUGUUGAGUGCGGCCUGGAUGGAGCAGCGAGUGCCGUGCGGUCAGGAUUUAGAGAUUUCGCGCGCGGUAUGGCCACCCACGUUGGAGGCGAAGUUAGGCGACUGAGAGACAGCAUGGGGAAGUUUUGAGAGGGCGCCAUCGAGGGUGCCAAAGCAAUAGCCGUUGUAGAGGGCGCGGCCAGGCCUCAUAAGGAGCCCGUUAAGCUUAAAUUCCCAGAUGCGUAUGGAGGGAAUAAGGAAGAAAAUUUUGAUAAUCGGGAGGCUAGUGUGAACAAUUACGUAUACUUACAACAUAUCCUGACUGAGGAGCAAGUCCUCGUCGCCUUCCAGGCCCUUAAGGAUGAAGCGGCUAGUUUUGCUAGAUCUCUCGCGCACGCAGCCAGAUGUGAAAACAACAUGGAUGCAUAUUCUAAGAUUACCACCCUUCCUCAAUUCUUCAAAGUCUUGAGGGAGCGAUUUGCUGACCCAACGAGAGGCGUUAGAGCCUCUGACAAGC
Molecule: messenger RNA, 1145 nt
Organism: Chara braunii
Lineage: Eukaryota; Viridiplantae; Streptophyta; Charophyceae; Charales; Characeae
Source: the annotation of a GenBank genome assembly